GCAGCCGUCGCGGCGACCACGCUCGCCGCCGUGCCCCGGCGGCGCGCGCCUUGCGGCGGCGCGGCUCCCGGCGGGCGCCGCCCCGCGGGCCUCGGCGGGCAGCCCCAGGCCUGCGAGCGACGGGCCGACCGACGAGGUGGCCCGCCGCAGACGGGCGCUGCUUGACCGGGAGGGCGAGCUCAGCAUGCAGAUUACCUUGUUGGAGGCCCUGAAGGCGCAGGCUCUGGCGCGGCCGGUGCCCUCUGCCCCCGCCGGCUCGCGAGCGCGGGCGGCCCUGCUGGAG
Prorocentrum cordatum is the source of this 283-nucleotide messenger RNA. NCBI's taxonomy places the organism in Eukaryota, Dinophyceae, Prorocentrales, Prorocentraceae. The record is from the annotation of a GenBank genome assembly.